Lagopus leucura (white-tailed ptarmigan) is the source of this 1829-nucleotide messenger RNA. It is a transcript of the gene FAM221A, whose product is annotated as family with sequence similarity 221 member A. The coding region runs from base 227 to 979 and encodes 250 amino acids. The transcript is spliced from 7 exons. Lineage: Eukaryota; Metazoa; Chordata; Aves; Galliformes; Phasianidae. The record is from RefSeq and is a predicted model, not a curated record.
UAACAGAGGGUGUUAAUGGAGAGUGUCAGCACCCUGCGCAGCUUUAAUCUGUUGCCUUUGAUGUGUAGGUGGCACCUCAGGUCUCCCGGAGCUGUCCUGUGGAAUUGUAGGUGAUGAUGAUGGAGGAAAGCUUUUUACCCCUGAGGAAUACGAGGAGUACAAAAGAAAGGUGCUGCCCAUCCGGCUGCAGAACAGGCUGUACGUCAGCUGGAGAUCCCCCACGGGCAUGGACUGCAAGCUGGUGGGACCAGAGACGCUGUGCUUCUGUACUCACCGGUAUAAACAACACAAAACAGACUACGAAGUGAUUCCCAAAGACCGUCCCAUCUGUGUGCCGUGCAGAGUGAGCCACUGUCCCUGCCAGUCCUACCACUACGUUCCUCUCAAUGGCACACAGCCCAUCCGCUGUAGGUGCAAACACUUUGCUGAUCAGCACAGUGCAGCUCCUGGAUUUUCCUGCAACUCGUGUUCCACGUGUUCAGGAUUUCACAGCUGCUUUACCUGUGGGUGCGGUCAGCCGACAUACGCACAUGAAACAGUAGUGGAAACUAAACAAGAGCGGUUAGCCCAGGGAAGGCCAGUUGGGCAGGAUGUUCCCUAUGCUGCUAUGGGAGGACUGACUGGCUUCAGCUCACUGGCAGAAGGCUACAUGAGACUUGAUGACAGCGGAAUAGGGACUCCUUCUGCUGAGCUGUUAGAAUCCCCUGUAACCAGCAUGGAUCAUCCAUUUCUAAAGGCAUUUCAGGGACCUUCUGGCUCUGCUCAGACCAUCUCGCAGCUAGCAGGUGGUUCCAGUGCCUCAGCGCAAGUUUCUCAUGAAAGGCAUUCAGAAGAAGAUGACAUGGCUUAUUUUGAGAAGCGUUAUCAGGAGCGGGCUCUGUUCUUCCGAUGUAUAUUUGUUACAUCUGAAGUUCCAUGUGCUCACAACCCCAUUUCCACCCAUUACUGGCUAGCUGAAAGGAUCCUGCUGUCUGCAUAGCAGUGACUGUCAGACUGAACUUUUGACAACAUAAAGUGGACAUGGAUAUGCUAUUUAUUGCACAUAAGUAAUUAUAUAUCGCUUGAUAUAAAGUUCUUUAUCCAACAGGUUCUCUUUCAUCAUGUCUAAUGCAAGAGUCCCUCAGGACGGGAGAUGUCCAUUUGUUUUGUCUGUGCACAGCUGUGGCAGCAUGUAUUGUACUAAAGGUUGUGGCCAUUUGUGUGAAAACUUAAAAUUAGGUAACGCUGUGUGGUGCUUUCGGUCUGUUAAGUAGCACAAUGCUGAAUACCUGGCUGAGGCUGCAGGAUGGUUGGAAUUGGGAGGCAAAAAUUGUGCCUGAGUUAACUUUGUAGGCUUGCCUGAAAACAGAGAUGUAAGGUUGUUUGCCCUUAAGAGCUCUUGAACAUGAUUCUUGGACUGAAGGUUUUCAGGUGGUGUCUGCUGAGACUUUAUAGCAAGAGCUGGCAGAAGCUUUAAAAGCUUUGAUUCUCAUCAGAGAACUGAAGGUGGUGUCUGUAUGUACCAUACUGGCGGAGGAAAUCAGGGGAGGUGGAAUGCAUUUGGGCAACUUCCUUUUCUUCAAACAGCAGCUGUGCAAAAGAAGGAAGGCUCCUGGAAGUGCGUGUGAGUCAUACAGUGACUGAUGGAGGUGGCUGGAUCUGAGUGCAAACAGAAUAAAGGUUUGUGACUGCUCUGCACAGCGACAUGUGCUGUGUUGCUGUUACCUUCGUUUAAAUGCAUUAUAUAUUGAAAUGUAUACUGAAUGUUUAAAACAGAUCUUUACCUUUAAAUUCUACACUGUUACAUAUGGUUUUAUCUUAAUAAAUAAAAAUAUUGAUUUGAGCUCCCU